CAGAAUAGUUGCAGGAUAAGUCAGACGGACUAGCGACUUCAGCAGGACGGUUGUACGAAUCUAGUUAUUUGUAUAAAGUUAAAAGCUACCCGGCAUAAGAAACGAAUGCCGAGAGAUGUUAUCGAUGGAUAACCGGGGGGAUCUGACCAGUGGGCAAAACGCCGCCGCCCUGGUCAUGUUGGCCUUCCUUCAAGCUGACUGCAGAACUUCAGAAUACGGGAAGGAGCUUCUCUCCCUAGGCAAGGAUUUAAAUCUUACCCGGGACAUCAACUUCAAUGGUCUCGAAAAAGACUCCGUGGAAGACGAGGACCUUGAAACUGAUGGCCACCUACCUAGUCGCUUCACAGCUGCUCUGGAUGAUAUUCAGCCUUCAGUGGAGCUGCAGUGGCCUAGGAACCGUGCAGAGGCAGCCAACCUCCAGCAGAUCGUAGAAGGGCUGAGAGAAAUUGCAGACCAGUUGGAACACGUUGUUGUUGCUCAGGCUACCCAGAACCUGAGCAGGAACCUAACCAAAUCCCCCUCUGACCAGUGGAAAGACCACCUGACCCAGGAGGUGAGGAGGGCGAUGAGGCAGGGCGUGGGUCUGGAGCAUCUACCUCAGGAGCGAGUCAUGAUGGCCCUCACGCUCACCCUGGUGAAGGGGGUGUGCGAGCAGGCCCCUCGGCUGCUGAGAAACCUCUUCCACACCGCGCUGCAGUACAUCAACCCCGCCAGGGCCAGGUGACUCGCGAGCUGCAGGCCUGAGAGGAAGUAACUGAGAAAGGCUGGAGGAAGACAGCUGAAUCCGAAACUGGCACCUGCUCCUCAUGACCAGUCGACUGUGAAAGGAGCUGCGUUGACCGUACAGUUGUAAAAAAAAAAACAGAAGACGAUGAAUUUGUUUAGUUAUACUUUGGAAACAGGUUGAGUUUGACACUUGAAUUUUGACAUUUAUGCUCGGUUUAUUCUUGCUUAAAAAUUUUGCUUUUGUACUUAAAAAAAACAAGAUAUUUUUGUAUUCAAUUAUUUUGCUUUUGGAAUACAUUAGUGUCAUUUGAUUAAAUAUAUUUUCCUGGGA
Perca flavescens (yellow perch) is the source of this 1057-nucleotide messenger RNA. RefSeq names its product BH3 interacting domain death agonist (gene bida). Lineage: Eukaryota; Metazoa; Chordata; Actinopteri; Perciformes; Percidae. The transcript is spliced from 4 exons. Bases 116 to 724 code for a protein of 202 amino acids. The record is from RefSeq and is a predicted model, not a curated record. Gene Ontology annotation, cellular component: cytosol; mitochondrion; cytoplasm. Gene Ontology annotation, biological process: positive regulation of release of cytochrome c from mitochondria; apoptotic mitochondrial changes; positive regulation of intrinsic apoptotic signaling pathway.